This is a messenger RNA of Odocoileus virginianus texanus, 2593 nucleotides long. The record is from RefSeq and is a predicted model, not a curated record. Lineage: Eukaryota; Metazoa; Chordata; Mammalia; Artiodactyla; Cervidae.
GGAAGUCCCUCCGAGAGCUGCCGCCGCGGUAGGCUAGGGGCGGUGGUAGGCUGCAGCGGGCGCAGUCAUGGGCAAGAGAGACCGGGCCGACCGCGAGAAGAAGAAGUCCAAGAAGCGGCACUACGAGGAUGAGGAAGACGAUGAAGACGACGCUCCUGGGAACGACACCCAGGAAGCUGUUCCCUCCGCGGCCGGAAAGCAGGUGGAUGAGUCCGGCACCAAAGUGGAUGAAUAUGGAGCCAAGGACUACAGGCUGCAGAUGCCGCUGAAGGACGACCACACCUCCAGACCCCUCUGGGUGGCUCCUGAUGGCCACAUCUUUUUAGAAGCCUUCUCUCCAGUUUACAAAUACGCUCAAGACUUCCUGGUGGCUAUUGCAGAACCGGUGUGCCGACCAACCCAUGUGCAUGAAUACAAACUAACUGCCUACUCCCUAUAUGCAGCUGUCAGCGUCGGCCUGCAAACCAGUGACAUCACUGAGUAUCUCAGGAAGCUCAGCAAGACAGGAGUCCCAGAUGGAAUCAUUCAGUUUAUUAAGUUGUGUACUGUUAGCUACGGGAAAGUCAAGCUGGUCCUGAAGCACAACAGAUACUUUGUGGAAAGUUCUCACCCUGACGUCAUCCAGCAUCUUCUCCAGGAUCCUGUGAUCCGCGAGUGCCGCCUGAGGAACUCUGAGGGGGAGGCCACAGAGCUCAUCACUGAGACCUUCACAAGCAAGUCCGCUAUUGCUAAGAGUGCUGACGGCAGCGGUGGGCCCUCCACUUCCCGAGUGACAGAUCCGCAGGGUAAAUCUGACGUCCCUGCAGACCUGUUUGAUUUUUAUGAGCAAAUGGACAAGGAUGAGGAGGAAGAAGAAGAGACACAGACAGUAUCUUUUGAAGUUAAACAGGAAAUGAUUGAAGAACUACAGAAACGUUGCAUCCACCUGGAAUACCCUCUGUUGGCAGAAUAUGACUUUCGGAAUGAUUCUGUCAACCCUGAUAUCAACAUUGACUUGAAGCCCACAGCUGUCCUUAGACCUUAUCAGGAGAAGAGCUUGCGGAAGAUGUUUGGGAACGGGCGUGCACGCUCCGGGGUCAUUGUCCUUCCUUGUGGUGCUGGUAAGUCCCUGGUGGGUGUGACAGCUGCAUGUACCGUCAGGAAGCGCUGUCUGGUGCUGGGCAACUCAUUUUUUUUUACAAAGCAUUUCAAAAGUGACGGUGUGCGUGUGCCAAUUGUUUCCCCAGCCAAGAUGUUCCGACGGGUGCUCACCAUUGUGCAGGCGCACUGCAAACUGGGUUUGACCGCAACCCUCGUCCGGGAAGACGACAAAAUCGUCGACUUAAACUUUUUGAUUGGGCCGAAGCUCUACGAGGCCAACUGGAUGGAGCUGCAGAACAGUGGCUACAUUGCCAAGGUCCAGUGUGCGGAGGUUUGGUGCCCAAUGUCUCCUGAGUUCUACCGGGAGUACGUGGCAAUCAAAACCAAGAAACGGAUCUUGCUGUACACCAUGAAUCCCAACAAAUUCAGAGCUUGCCAGUUUCUGAUCAAGUUUCAUGAACGGAGGAAUGACAAGAUUAUUGUCUUUGCUGACAACGUGUUUGCUCUGAAGGAAUAUGCCAUUCGACUGAACAAACCCUAUAUCUAUGGUCCUACGUCCCAGGGAGAAAGGAUGCAGAUUCUCCAGAAUUUCAAGCAUAACCCCAAAAUCAACACCAUCUUCAUAUCCAAGGUGGGUGACACAUCAUUCGAUUUGCCAGAAGCAAAUGUUCUCAUUCAGAUUUCCUCUCAUGGUGGCUCCCGGCGGCAGGAGGCCCAGAGGCUAGGGCGAGUGCUCCGAGCAAAAAAAGGGAUGGUUGCAGAGGAAUACAAUGCCUUCUUCUACUCGCUGGUGUCCCAGGACACGCAGGAAAUGGCUUACUCAACCAAGCGGCAGAGGUUCUUGGUGGAUCAAGGUUACAGCUUCAAGGUGAUCACCAAGCUUGCUGGCAUGGAAGAGGAAGACUUGGCAUUUUCAACGAAAGAGGAACAACAGCAGCUCCUACAGAAGGUCCUGGCGGCCACUGACCUGGAUGCUGAGGAGGAGGUGGUGGCAGGAGAAUUUGGCUCCAAAUCCAGCCAGGUGUCCCGGCGCUUUGGCACGAUGAGCUCCAUGUCUGGGGCUGACGACACGGUGUACAUGGAGUACCACUCAUCCCGGAGUAAGACUUCCACUAAGCAUGUGCACCCGCUUUUCAAGCGCUUCAGGAAGUGACGCCCACAGGGUCAUGUAGCUGAAGGCUGGAUGCCCAGCACCAACAUUGGAAAAGGAUUUUAAACGUAGCAUUUUCUUUCUACAUCCAUGUUCUUUCCAAUAGCAUUGGCCAAACCAAUCUAGAUUGGAGUAUCUGUUAACUGCAUUGAAGAAAAUGCAUCAAGAGAUUGAUUCUGUCUUCCUGGGUCAUCCAGGGUUUAAAAGUGGGAAUCGGGAGACUAUAUUUUUUGGGUUUUUUUUUUCAGACCACUUUUCAGAAUUGUGGGGGAGUGUUCAUUCUUGUAUAUAAAAAGUUUGUAAUAUUUAGGUGUAUUUAUCUUAAUGUUCUCCUGAAUAAACAGAAGUGGGAUGUUUAACCAC